CUCACGGUCUCGAAUCGAAUUACGCAAUGUAAGUCACCUGAAGAAUGGCAAUUAACAGCUGGCUGAUACAUAAUAAUCCGAGAGGAGGUGAAAGCAGCAGAGACUCAGAGAAAGAGGAGCAUCGAGUGGCAGGUGAAGAAGACUCUGAAGACAGUGAUGCAGAGUUUGAUGAUGGCUUCAAAGUGCCUGGAUUUCUCUGCAGAAAGCUCUUUAAGGUACCAACAGACAGGUGUCAGGUGGCUGUGGGAAUUGCACUGCCAGUAGGCAGGAGGAAUUCUGGGAGACGAGAUGGGAUUGGGCAAGACCAUCAAGAUAAUUGCCUUUUUGGCAGGCCUGAGUUACAGCAAGAUCAGGACGCGUGGAUCGAAUUACAGUUUUGCACACCACCUGGCUUCAUUCUGUCUGGCUCCCCAGUUCAGAAUAACUUGAAAGAACUCUGGUCCCUGUUUAACUUUGUUUUUCCAGGAAAGUUAGGAAUGCUUCCUAUCUUUAUGGAGCAGCUUUCAGUCGCUAUUACUAUGGGAGGAUAUUCAAAUGCAUCGCCAGUUCAGGUGCAGACAGCACAUACAUGUGCUUGUGUUCUACAAGAUACCAUAAACCCAUAUCUUCUUUGGAGAAUGAAAGCAAACAAAUCUCUCCUUGCCAGGGAAAAAUGAAUAGGUGCGUUCUGCAGGUGCUCUUUUGUUGGUUAACAGAUGCCCAGCACCAAGUCUACCAAAACUUCAUUAAUUCCAGUGAAGUUUAUAAGAUCCUGAAAGAGAAGGGCAGAUGCCUUUAUCAAAUGUGACUUACAAGGCAAUACAAGGCACUGGUUCAGCGGUCGAGGUACCGAAGAGGCUUGAAAAAGCUAACAAGACGAAACCAUCAACACCAACACCUUGCUUAAGCAAAAUACACGCACAAGUCAUCACGCAAUAAAAGAAAACCUGGAAGUGUCUUUGUCUUUGACAAAGCUGAAAACGUUGGUGUUAAUGGUUCUAAAGUGACUAUGACAGAACAUGAAAAUAUGACCAUUGUUAAUGACAAUGGCAGCUACAACGACAGUUUUAAAAAGGAAACAAUUUCAGUUAUUGAACAGGCUUUGGCUUCUAGUGAUAAUUGUGGACAGGCUGCUGAUGUGCCAUUAAGUACAGAACACAAUAAAACUGCUCAGUGACCCAAACAAAAACAGUCCUCAGAAAAUAUAAGCGUUCAGAAGAUGCCAGGUUUGAAGGACACCGCAUACCACAUUUAGUUAAAAAAAGAUCAUAUUGAAGCUAAUGAAGAUUGGAAGAAAAGUGUUGAUUAUGUCUUGGAAAAACUUUUCUGAAAGUCAGUGUGAUAAAGCAUGAUUCCAUCAUGGAGGCCUCUAACCCGGACUGUGUGUUAGUGGAAGCAGAAGCUAAUAGAGUGGCCAAAGAAGCUUUGAAAGCACUGAAGGCCUCACGGCAGCGUUGCCUGGGAGCGUCUUCUGGCGUGCCAACAUAGACUGGCAGCAACGGUCUACCAGGAACACCAGCUGGUGGAAA
Polyodon spathula (Mississippi paddlefish) is the source of this 1508-nucleotide messenger RNA. RefSeq names its product DNA excision repair protein ERCC-6-like. The transcript has 9 exons. Gene Ontology annotation, cellular component: nucleus. Gene Ontology annotation, biological process: transcription-coupled nucleotide-excision repair. Gene Ontology annotation, molecular function: ATP binding; ATP-dependent chromatin remodeler activity. NCBI's taxonomy places the organism in Eukaryota, Metazoa, Chordata, Actinopteri, Acipenseriformes, Polyodontidae. Bases 45 to 656 code for a protein of 203 amino acids. The record is from RefSeq and is a predicted model, not a curated record.